This is a messenger RNA of Ctenopharyngodon idella (grass carp), 3199 nucleotides long. It is a transcript of the gene gnb4b, whose product is annotated as guanine nucleotide binding protein (G protein), beta polypeptide 4b. Bases 250 to 1272 code for a protein of 340 amino acids. The record is from RefSeq and is a predicted model, not a curated record. Gene Ontology annotation, cellular component: heterotrimeric G-protein complex; cytoplasm. NCBI's taxonomy places the organism in Eukaryota, Metazoa, Chordata, Actinopteri, Cypriniformes, Xenocyprididae. Gene Ontology annotation, biological process: G protein-coupled receptor signaling pathway. The transcript has 10 exons. Gene Ontology annotation, molecular function: protein binding; signaling receptor complex adaptor activity.
UUGCCAUGUUCCCGGUUCCCUUAUGGGUGUGGUGACGAGAUUGCUGGUGAAAAUUGACUCUCAGCUCGCGUGAGGGCUGCGUGGCCCUUUAAAUGUGUUUAAAAUUGAGUUCCAGUUAAUUGUGCUGCUUUGAAAUUUAUUUGUGCGCUUACCAACAUGCGAGGGAUCUGAAAAAGGAGCGGAAUUUGCCCAAAACAGCCUGAUCAGGUCCAGCACGUUGUCGUCUCGGGUGCAGGUCAAACAGGAACAAUGAGUGAGUUGGAACAGUUGCGACAGGAAGCGGAACAGCUUCGCAACCAGAUCCGGGAUGCUAGAAAAGCCUGCAGUGACUCCACACUUUCGCAGAUGACAGCGAGCCUGGACUCAGUGGGGCGGAUACAGAUGAGAACGAGACGCACACUCAGAGGUCAUCUCGCCAAAAUCUACGCCAUGCACUGGGGCAGCGACUCCAGGUUACUCGUCAGUGCCUCCCAAGAUGGAAAACUGAUCAUAUGGGACGGUUAUACGACCAACAAGAUGCACGCUAUUCCCCUGCGUUCUUCCUGGGUCAUGACCUGUGCGUACGCCCCGUCCGGGAACUACGUGGCCUGCGGAGGCCUGGACAACAUCUGCUCCACCUACAGCCUUAAAACCCGCGAGGGCAACGUCAGGGUCAACCGAGAACUGGCUGGACACACAGGUUAUCUGUCAUGCUGUCGUUUUCUUGAUGACAAUCAGAUCAUCACCAGCUCUGGCGACACCACAUGUGCAUUGUGGGACAUUGAGACGGGCCAACAGACCACCAGUUUCACAGGACACACUGGUGAUGUCAUGAGUCUGUCGGUCAGUCCCGACUCAAAGACCUUCGUGUCAGGAGCCUGCGACGCCUCUGCCAAACUCUGGGACAUCAGAGACGGGAUGUGCAGGCAGUCCUUCACCGGCCACGUCUCGGAUAUUAAUGCCGUCUGCUUCUUUCCGAACGGAAAUGCCUUCACAACGGGUUCGGACGACGCCACCUGCAGGCUGUUCGACCUGCGUGCGGAUCAGGAGCUGAUGAUGUAUUCUCACGACAACAUUAUCUGCGGUAUCACCUCUGUGGCCUUCUCCAAGAGUGGACGCCUCCUGCUGGCCGGUUACGAUGACUUCAACUGCAACGUCUGGGACACUUUAAAAGGCGAACGUGCAGGUGUCCUGGCCGGUCACGACAACAGGGUGAGCUGUUUAGGAGUAAACGAUGACGGAAUGGCCGUGGCCACAGGAUCAUGGGACAGUUUUCUGCGGAUCUGGAACUGAGAGCAGUAUUAAAACCUCCAGGUCCAGUUUCUUUGGUCCCAUUUCUACGUCUUUCCACUCUGUAUUCCAGUUAUUACACAUGAUUUUCAGUAUGUAGUUCAAUCCCGUGGAAAAGCCAAUCGUCACCGCCGGCCGCAGGAAUCAUAAGAGAUUAUUAAAGUGUCAUUGUGUAAUAUGUAAAUAUACAUGUAUAUGAAUAUAGAUAUGGUAUAUAUGUACAGCAUUAUGUGUAUGUAUAUACCAUAUAGUAUAUACAUACAUAGUGUUCAUGUAUAUAUUUUUCUAGUUGAUCAUUGGCCCCAUGACAUUUUUAUUAAUCCUUUUCUUUUUUUUCUUUGUAUUUUAUUUUCUGUUUUGUGUACAUAGAAAACAACGCUAAACUAGAUGGAAAGUUGCGAACAGCAGUCUGUAUUACAAAAGUUUGUGAAUUUAUGGAGGUUUUCAUGCGUUAAACACAUGCAGAUGACCUCUGAACUUUUUUUUUUUUUUCUUUCUUUUACACGCCACUAAAUCAAUCAUCAUUUAUUGGUGCUUGAGGGUGUUUGAAAAGAAGGCACUGAAUUUUCUCAGCCUUGAGAUUGAAUGUUUAAUUCUACGACACCUUGUUUUUAGGAGUUUUGCUUUUGAUUGAUAAAGAAAUUCAUAAUCUAUCUGCCCUUGAACUUUAGCCUUAAAUACUAGCAAUCGCAACAGAACUAAUCCUAGUAUAUCGAUUCUCAUUCUUGGUGCUUACAAAGGAAAUCUGUGCUUUGAAUUGAUUCAUAACUCUCGCUUUUUCUGAUUAGAAACGGCCACAAACCCUCCUCUUAAAUUUGUUGCAGUGUUACAAAAUGGAGCACGUUCAAAGCAGUAUAUAUAAUUUUUUGUUGAUUAGGAGUCAGUUUCAGCAUGUAAAUGUGUGCAAACAGGUGGAAAUGAAGAACACUACCUGGUCAGGAUGAUUAAACUAUUUUUUUUUCUGUGCAUCAAAAAUUGUAGAUCAGAGCGAUGAAGCUGUUUACUCACUUUCGCCAUAUUUAUAAUAAGUGCCAUCGGUUCUGACAGAUGUUUCUGGCUGUUUGAGAUGUGCGUCAGUAACCAGCUUGAUAUUGUUUCACCUUAACAAGCCUGAUUAAAAAAUGAUAUUUGUGCCAUUGUUAAUGCUCUUAACACCUCAUGUAACUGUGAAUAGAAUUUAAAAUCUUUCUCUUACUUUGCCUUUUUUAUAUUAAAGGGAAUUGGAAAGUGGCUUGAAAUUAUUUUGAGGUAUUAAAGUUUUCUUUUUACAGUAUGAAAAUGCUUUUUAGCAUUAAUAAAAACCCUCUCAAGUUGGGUAACACACCGUAAAUGAAUUAAUUUGGGGUUUAAGUGUUUUUUUGCGGAGUUUUAAGAUGAUUACUGUGAAAAGGGAUGUUUAGUAAUUUAGAAGUCACUUUGAAUUCUACAAUUUGAACAGGAAGUUUGUCUUAUUUGUAUUGGUUAGAAUUUAAGUCAGAUUUCUAUUGUUGGUACUGUAGAGGUUGAGAGAUUGCCAAUCAGUGAUUAUUUUUGUGGUUGUUUUAUUAUGAUCAUGUUGAAGAUUUGAGCGCGGGACGGUUUUAACAUCUUGGCUAAUGCAGUCAUAAAAAAAAUGUGCAUUAUUUCCAAACAGGCCGAACCACUCAAACUCAGCAACAAAAAAGCAUUUCACACGUUAGAAACCCCAAUGCUUAAAGUAUUCAAACUAUACUUUUGGCUCAUUUCUAUCCUUUUUUUUUUUUUCCUUCUUUUUGAGCCGAUAAAGCCAGGACUGUGGUGCCUUGUGUACUUUCACAGUGCCGUGUUUUCAAAUAAUCAUUUUUAAUAACAUUUUGUUUUUGGUUUUGUUUUUUUGGUAUUUGUAAAGUAACAUGGUGAUGAAGCAGCCAUACACUGAUAUUGUAACCAAUAAAAAGACUUUUAACCAUAA